CUUAAGGUAGAGGAGGAAGAAGGCUGUCAGUACAGCAGCAAAACCCAAGCCUUCAUUCUUAAAGCUUCAGUUUUGUAAGAGUGCAAUGGGGUGUGUGCUUCUUUUCUGGAACUACCGUUCCCUGUUCUGCCUGACAGUUGUAUGCUUAGUGUUUUCAGAGGUGCACUUAGGAGCAGCAGUACCUGUGCAACAGAAUGUGGCACUUCUUUCUAAAAUCUACCCUAGGGGAAGUCACUGGGCAGUGGGACAUCUGAUGGGUAAAAAGAGCACAGAAGAGGUCCCAUAUGGUUAUAAAGAAGGAACAACCUUUUAUUCAUCUUAUUCUGCUGAUGGCAAUCAAUCAAGAGGACAUCAGCACUGGGUAGAAAUACUCAAAGGUUUACUAAAAAUACUGGAAGAAAGUGAAGAUCAUAAUGGUCCACUUAUAAAGGAUGGACUUACUUCAUAUCAGAACAAGCCUUGGGAGUCUGCAGACAGUGACAAUUUCAAAGAAGUGGUAGAUUUUCUUGUGCGCAUAAUGAAUCUGAAAGGAAGCACUCAGAGAUGAACUGAAGAUGAAAAUAUUAAAAGGACUCGAGCAUCCCUAAGAGACUGAUUUGCAAUCAUUUUGUUUUACGAAGAACAACGUUUUUUUCUUUUGUGUUACAAAUGAAUUUUCUUUUAUGUACUGCCAUUAACUAAAUUUAUCUGUGAAACAGCAUCUUCUGGUUUGAUAUCCUUUACUACACUUUGCUACAGGUGUUUAUUAAAGAAUAGUUUUCCAGUUUUAUAUCCAAGCCUGUAACUAUACAUUUAAAUGUUCCCAUCAAAGUGCACCACAUUUUUUUUGCCAUCUACAUUCAAAGUAAAUAUACAAAAAGAUGUAAGUACUGAGGUUUAUUAUUGGUGGAGCAAAAUACAUUACAAUGUUACAGCAAACAUGGCAGUACCUGAGGAAAAGUAAGUGAGAUGCAAAGAGAUUGUCUAUGACAACUUUUAAAAUAUGAGUGAGCAUUUUUUCAGUUUUGAUUCCAUAUUUCAAAAUAAAAUCUCUUUAAAGAUUUGG
Molecule: messenger RNA, 1045 nt
Organism: Protopterus annectens (West African lungfish)
Lineage: Eukaryota; Metazoa; Chordata; Ceratodontiformes; Protopteridae
Gene: GRP
Product: gastrin releasing peptide
Exons: 3
Coding region: 86-547 (153 amino acids)
Biological process (GO): neuropeptide signaling pathway
Molecular function (GO): neuropeptide hormone activity
Source: RefSeq, a predicted model, not a curated record